CCCGCCCCGAUGCAGUCCUCGCGCCGCAACACCCCCGAGAGGCUCGAGGAGGAGAACCGCCGCCUCCAGGUGCGCAUCCGCCAGCUCGAGAUUGUCAGCGAGUCGUCCCGCCGGCGGGUCCGGGAGCUCGAGACGGAGCUGUCGCGCGGCGCGUACGCGGGCGGGCUCCCGACCCCGAUCUCCACGCCCCAGCCGCACUCGACGUUCAACGAGGAGUGGAAUGCGCGCACCGAGGCGCGCAUCCGGACGUACUGCUCGCUGAACCGCGCGGGCAACGCCCUGUGCGCGUGGCACGACUCGCGCCGCGAACGCCGUAAGUACCCGCCGCGCAUGGCACCCCCGGGCUACCUCAACUGCGGGUGCACGUUCGAGCAGGCGCUGUUCGAGGAGAGCCUCUCGCGCCACGGCGUGGGCAGCUACCACCCCGGGGACAGCGUCCGCAUGGACCCCGAGCUCAGGAACCCGCUGCUGCACCUCCUGCAGACGCGCUACGGGUACCGCGACGGCGACUUCGAGCGCGACCCGCGCACGGGCAACUGGCUCGAGGGCGAGGGUGCCGAAAAGUGGGAGCAGAAGGCCGCGUCCGGCGGGGCAUACUCGAAACGCUCCCGCACCGAGGCCGGCAGCGCCAAGUAAUGAAUCUUGAAUGUAAGUCGCACACCACACUGUAUCGCCUAGUCCGCACACACUACACCCCCACUGUCUCUAUAGUCUGCAUUCUUGCUUUGCCCGCUUUCUUCUUCUACCUUCUAAUUAUUCGCGUACUUUGGCAUUUUUUUCGUUCGCCACCUUCUGUUUGCUAUAUUGUAUUGAACGGAUACCAGUGAGCAUCCGGGUUUUUCCUCUUUUUGUGUAUCCAUAUAUCCACAUACCCGUGCAGUCUUGUUGACGCACGCCGGACUUGUUACC
This is a messenger RNA of Trametes versicolor FP-101664 SS1, 909 nucleotides long. RefSeq lists its product as uncharacterized. The transcript has a single exon. The record is from RefSeq and is a predicted model, not a curated record. The coding region runs from base 10 to 636 and encodes 208 amino acids. Lineage: Eukaryota; Fungi; Basidiomycota; Agaricomycetes; Polyporales; Polyporaceae.